AUGAAGGUUUACUCGCUCUCCCUCCUCUCCGUCUCCCCCUCUACCCCGUCGCAGGCCACCCUCUUGGGAACUGCCCAGGACCUGAGCAGCUUCUCUUUCUAUCAGCGUGGUAGUGUGGGCGAGUUCAUGACUUUUUUCACAAAGACCGUCGCGGAGAGGACGCCUGCCAACCAGCCUUCGUCCGUCGAGGAGAACAACUACAAGGCUCACGUUUUCCGUACUGCUGGCCGUACCCCUGGCGGUCUUGGUCUUGCUGCCGUCAUGAUCACCGACACCGAGUACCCAUACCGCCCGGCCUUCUCGCUUCUUACCAAGCUCCUUGACGAGAACGCAGGUCUCGUUUCGUCUCUCCCCAACCCCUCUGCUGCGCCCUCGUUCAGCGCUGCGUCGUCCGCGGCAUUUGGCGGCAACCCUUCGCAGGCUGCUGCCGGCGGUCUGGCCCCUGCUCAGAAGGGCAAGCUUGAGGGCACCCUUGCCUCGUACUUGGCCAAAUACCAGGACCCCAAGCAGGCCGACACCAUCAUGAAGGUUCAGCAGGAGCUGGACGAAACCAAGAUCGUUCUGCACAAGACUAUCGAGUCCGUUCUCGAGCGUGGAGAGAAGCUUGACAACCUCGUUGAGCGCUCCAACGCACUUUCGACGCAAAGCAAGAUGUUCUACAAGACUGCCAAGAAGCAAAACUCUUGCUGUGUUGUCAUGUAA
Molecule: messenger RNA, 702 nt
Organism: Apiotrichum porosum
Lineage: Eukaryota; Fungi; Basidiomycota; Tremellomycetes; Trichosporonales; Trichosporonaceae
Gene: YKT6
Product: palmitoyltransferase
Exons: 5
Coding region: 1-702 (233 amino acids)
Biological process (GO): endoplasmic reticulum to Golgi vesicle-mediated transport
Cellular component (GO): membrane; Golgi apparatus
Molecular function (GO): SNAP receptor activity
Source: RefSeq, a predicted model, not a curated record